Zalophus californianus (California sea lion) is the source of this 1307-nucleotide messenger RNA. RefSeq names its product EF-hand calcium-binding domain-containing protein 3-like. The record is from RefSeq and is a predicted model, not a curated record. Gene Ontology annotation, molecular function: calcium ion binding. The coding region runs from base 9 to 1238 and encodes 409 amino acids. The transcript has 10 exons. Lineage: Eukaryota; Metazoa; Chordata; Mammalia; Carnivora; Otariidae.
AGGAGGAGAUGCAGAGGCAGCCGAAGGCAGAAGACCAAGAGAUCCCCAUCGUCGGCACAGGGGAUGUUCAGGGCCUGGUCUCAGCCUCCCCGCCCCCCACCCUCACCCUGGAGAGUCUGAGCACUCUGCUGGGCGGGGCCCCCAGCCCUGUCUUCUCCCUGCCUCCAAGGCCUCCACCGCAGCCUGGAAGACUGCCCACACAGGACCCAGGAGAGCAGCGGUGCUGCCAGAUGCAGAAGGGGAGGCCUCAGCAGCCCACUGCCCCACUGACCCAGAGGGAGCCAGCAUCCGUCAAGGCCGUAGGAGCUGAGCAGGGCUCCCGCAGGCCCAGGGAGUUCAAGCGCCUUGCAGCUGCCAGCUCAGUGCAGUCAGGCUCCGGGUCUCAGAGCAGCUCUGCGGACGAGAACCUGCUGCCCCUGACAGCCCGGCUGCUGGCGGCCUUCCAGGAGAUCUUCAAACUGUUCAGCUCCAGCCCGACAGGCACUGUGGACAUGUGCAGCAUGAAAGCCGCCCUGCGCAAUGUGGGCAUCCAGCUGAGCCCACAGGAGAUGUGUGAGGCUCUGCAGCAGGCCGACUUGGAUGGUGACGGAACUGUAAGCUUCAAAGACUUCCUGGGUGUCCUUACUGACAGCCACCGCCUGGCUCAGUGCCUGGGCCAGGUGAGGAACAGCCGGUCCUGUGACCCCCAGGGCCUGCAAACCCUGUUCUUAGAGAUGCUGUUCAAGCUGAUGAGCCAAGGCUUCUUGUCCCACAAGGUGGUGCAGGAAGUGAUGAGCUACUACAAGAAGCAGCGGGCUCUGCGGCUGAACCCCGGCUGGAGGGGCCGGUCCCGCGGCCACAGUGACACCGUGCGCACUCACGCCGGCCUCACCUUCUUCUGCCAGGCCGCGCGCCUCAGCAGCCUCUCCAGCGCCGAGCUGGAGCGCUCGCUGCACAGACUGCACAAAGCGGGUGCGCACAGCCCCUACUCUCAGAUACCUAACUUGGCCGGGCGGACACCCGCAGAAGACCGGAUGCGGCCCCGAGCCCCGCGCCCCGACGUCCGACUUCCCAAGUCCUGCCACUCCAGCCGCCACAAGCUCGCGCCCACGCGGAGGUCUCUCAGCCCGGAGUUCGUGGGCCAGCCACUAGACUAUCUGCGCCCCGCGAAGAUGACUCCCUCCCCCCCAACUCUAGUGCAGAAGCAGCCCUUCUCCCCUUCGCCAGCCUGUUUGCAGAAACCUGCUAUGAAAAAGUAAAGCGUUUGCGGAGCAAAACAGGCUGCGUGUGGUGGGGCGGGCACAGAGCGGACGCGGAUCUUUUGCAAA